ACGUCACAUGAGGACCGGAAGCAGUACGGUGGAAUGCCGGAAAUUCCUUUUGUUGAUCAUUGGAUGUUUGUUUUUCGGCAUUUUUGAGUUCUAUUAAUUCACUGUUUUUCUAUUCUUACUUAAUGUGUUGGAUCGUGGCGGGUUAACAACUGAUACAAUAACAUUACCCGUGUUAGACAAGAGGGUUUUAUAUAGACAUUGCAUUAUUGUCUUAAUUGUUGUCGGGCCCGAGGCUGGGCUAACUUUAGCCUAGCAUUCAGUCCUGCUAGCUAGCGUUAGCUUGUGUUUGCUGUCAGUCUAGCUGGCUUAAAAGCCAGCCGUUCGCUCACUUAGUAACUCAUUAAUAAGAACGGUGAAAACAAAAACUCUAAAACCAUGGCAGUUGUCAACGAAGGUGCCCUUAAGAAAAUGCUGAAGCAAUACAAAUACAGAGAUCUGACUGUUCGUGAGAUAACCAAUGUCAUCUCCCAGUACAAGGACUUGAAGCCGCUUAUGGAUGCUUACGUGUUUAAUGAUGGCUCCACAAGAGACCUGAUGAGCUUAACAGGAACUGUUCCAGUGAGCUACAGAGGCAAUAUCUACAACAUCCCAGUGUGUCUGUGGUUGCUGGACACAUAUCCCUACAACCCUCCCAUAUGUUUUGUCAAACCUACCAGUGCCAUGAUGAUCAAAACUGGCAAGCACAUCGAUGCCAACGGCAAGAUCUACCUGCCUUAUCUACAUGAGUGGAAGCAUCCUCAGUCCGACCUGUAUGGUCUGAUUCAGGUGAUGAUUGUGGUUUUUGGAGAGGAGCCUCCUGUGUUUUCUCGCCCCACCACACAAGCCCCGUAUCAAGCAUUCCAAGCAGCUGGACCUCCUAACUCUUCCUAUAUGCCUGGCAUGCCUGUGGUCUCACCCUACGGCCCAAAUCCUAACCCAGGUGGCUACCCAGGAUACCAAUACCCAGGGGGCAACUCUUACCCAGCCACUGCUGGACCUGCACACUACCCCAACCAGACUCCAGUUUCCACAGUGGGCCCGAGCAGAGAUGGCACCAUUGGCGAGGACACCAUCCGCGCAUCUCUGAUCUCAGCUGUGAGCGACAAGCUUCGCUGGAGGAUGAAGGAGGAGAUGGACAGAGCUCAGGCGGAGCUGGACGCCCUGAAGCGAACCGAGGAGGACCUGAAGAAAGGACAUCAGAAGCUGGAGGAGAUGGUCUCAAGGCUGGACCAGGAAGUGUCUGAGGUCGACAGGAAUAUCGAGCUGCUGAAGAGAAAGGAUGAGGAGCUGAGCGAGGCCUUGGAGAAGAUGGAGAACCAGUCCGAGAACAACGACAUCGACGACGUCAUCGUGCCGACAGCUCCGCUGUACAAACAGAUCCUGAACCUUUAUGCCGAAGAAAAUGCAAUUGAGGACACCAUCUUCUACCUGGGAGAGGCCCUCCGCAGGGGCGUCAUAGACCUGGAGGUUUUUCUCAAGCAUGUACGCCUGCUGUCCAGGAAGCAGUUCCAGCUUCGUGCCCUCAUGCAGAAAGCCCGCAAGACUGCUGGCCUUAGUGACCUCUACUGACCCGCCACUGACUAUCAGGAAACCUAUAUCUUCAUAUCUUCAUGCUCUCUCACUCUUUCUUCUUCCUCCUCUGUUUUAUAAACGUUUUAAUGUCCUCUUGUAGCUGUCCUCGUUUUUUUUUUAUUUUAUUUUUUUAAUCUCUAUAAAAUCUGUUCUUGUGAGACAGAAAUCUGAACGGCAACAACCGAGAACGAUUUAAAAAUGCAACAUUUAUGAAAAACUGGAUUGUCCUAUGUGGCCACGGUUCUCCUAGGACAUCAUUUGUGUUUUGAUCUGACCAAAAAAAGGUCUUUUGAGAUCAUUAUUCAUUAACAGCCAUAACCCAUUUGCAAGACAUGACACAAUUACUUCUGUGCGCCAAUAUAUUAAAUAAAAACCAUUUCAACUACAUUGUGAACCAGGUACUGCGGUUGACACAAAAACCUGCUUAACACACAUGCCAUAUUGGUAAAAGUGACCUGGGAGCCUGUUUAGUGUUUGCCCCCCGAGUGUUUGCGGUGUAGCCGGAUUGGCGUACCGUGAGUUAACGUGUCGACCUGUAUACAGUAUGUUUGCUCUGCAGGGUAGCACACAGGUUCUGGCCGCAACCCUUUUGCCAGACAAAGUCAUUUGGCUAGUAAGCACAAAUUGUUAGGGGCUAGUCAAGAGGGGAUUUGUAGAGAGCCCCAUAUGUCCACUCCCCUCAUAAUGAAAAGGUUUGGCUCUGAUAUAAAUACCCAGGCCAACAUUUCUGGAAGGACGGGGGUGGGGGGGGGUUGAGCCUCAGGAUGUAAUGCUGUAUGAGUUCUGGGUCAUGUUCAGUAGCCAUGGAGUCAAAGGGAUCACCUUUCGUACAGUUAGAGGUGACGAUGGACAUGAACUGGGUUUCUUCAUUGUCUUGUCUGAGUCUUUUAAUGGGCUGAAGUUUUGAGCUCCCCUGCCAC
Perca fluviatilis (European perch) is the source of this 2471-nucleotide messenger RNA. It is a transcript of the gene tsg101a, whose product is annotated as tumor susceptibility 101a. Gene Ontology annotation, biological process: endosome to lysosome transport; protein modification process; protein transport. The record is from RefSeq and is a predicted model, not a curated record. The transcript is spliced from 10 exons. NCBI's taxonomy places the organism in Eukaryota, Metazoa, Chordata, Actinopteri, Perciformes, Percidae. Gene Ontology annotation, cellular component: ESCRT I complex. Gene Ontology annotation, molecular function: ubiquitin binding. Bases 376 to 1548 code for a protein of 390 amino acids.